UCUGUACAUUGAACCUCACAUCCAUGUUCAUCACUGCCAUAAAAGUGACUUGUGGACAGUUUGCCAUUGUAAAGGAAUGCAGAGAAAAAAGUACAGAACAGGAAUUUGCUGCCAAGUUCAUCAAGAAGCGUCAAAGUAUUGCCAGUUCUCGGGGAGUACGGCUGGAAGAGAUACAACGCGAGGUGCAGAUUCUACAGAAGAUUCACCACGAAAACAUUGUUAAACUACACGAUGUCUAUGAGAACCGCACUGAUGUGGUUCUCAUCUUGGAAUUGGUCUCUGGGGGUGAGCUGUUUGACUUCUUGGCCCAGAAAGAGUCUCUAAGCGAGGACGAGGCAACCCAAUUCAUCAAGCAAAUCCUUGAAGGGGUGAACUACCUUCACUCCAAAAAAAUAGCCCACUUUGAUCUCAAGCCUGAAAAUAUUAUGCUGCUGGAUAAGAAUGUACCAUUGCCAAGGAUUAAACUCAUUGAUUUUGGUCUCGCUCACAAAAUUGAAGCAGGAGUUGAGUUCAAAAACAUCUUUGGAACACCUGAGUUUGUUGCACCUGAGAUUGUCAACUAUGAGCCAUUGGGUUUGGAAGCUGACAUGUGGAGUAUUGGAGUUAUAACUUACAUCCUGCAAGUGAAUCGUGAUAUACAUUGUAAUUCAUCUCACAUUGUUUGCUUUACACAUAAAAUCAAACUGAAAGUGUCUUUAUAUUCAUAUUCCAGAUUAAGUGGUGCUUCACCUUUCCUUGGAGAGACUAAGCAGGAGACGCUGAAGAAUAUUUCAACCAUAAAUUAUGAGUUUGAUGAGGAGUUCUUCUGCAACACCAGUGACCUAGCAAAGAAUUUCAUCAGUCACUUGCUUGAGAGGGACAAAAAGAAAAGACUGACAAUUAAAGAUGCUCUUAAUCACCCAUGGAUCAAGUUUAAUGAGCAUAAAGAGGAAAAUAAAGGCCAAGAGCUUCACAAACGAGAGAGGCGCCAACUUAAGACCAAGCAUCUGAGGGAGUACACUAUUAAGUCUCACUCAAGCAUGCCACCUAACAAUACUUAUGUAAACUUUGAGCGCUUUGCUGAAGUGGUCGAGGACAUUGAUCAAAUGGAACGGUCAUUCUUGAGCUUGGCAGAAUCUCAUGAUUCUUUGCAAGAGGAUAUUGGUGCCAUGGUCUCGAUAUACAUUGAGAAAGAGGCCUGGUAUAAGGAAGAGAGUGAGGGAGUGCGGCAUGACCUCUCGCAAAUCCGUUACGAGUUCCGUAAAGUGGAGUCUUCGAAGAGACGCCUACAGGAAGAAAUGCAGUCUUUUAGCUCCACCCUGAGUGGCAUCAGCAGCCGCUACCAGGAAAGACAGAACAACUUUGACACACUCACCCAAGAACUCAGUAAUGAGCUUAAAUGGGUGCAGGAGGUGAUGGGUUCAUUUCCCACCGAUUGCAGUUACCCCAAUAGUAACAUCACCACUCACUUCAACAAUGAAGUAAAUGAAGCCCUGAAAGAGUUGCAGAACCGCUCAUGUGGAGGAGGGCUGCAGUCUGGGAUCGACCUGGACUUAACCGAUGCUGAGGAACAUGGAUAGAUCAUCAUUUGUUUGAGUUAACAUUUUUCUGUAUGAAUGUAUAAUCGUAAAGCUAUGGUAUAAUGGUUGCACUGGCAAAAGAUAAUGAGUGCUUCCAUAGAAAAGAACUCUAGGAGACCAUCCAAAUUACUAUUUUUCAGUAUCUAAUUGCCAUUACAUUUUGCAAUAAAUUUAAGUGGUUUUUGUAGUUUAAACUAGUUUUUUUUCCACGUAUUUCUUGGAAGUCUUAAAAUCUGCCAUAAAAGGAAUAUACAAUCAUGAGAAGCAUUCAUACUGACAGUGGUGAUCGUGUGUAUACCUGAAUAAUGUGCAAAAACUGUCAAACUAAGACAAAAAAGAAAAUGUGAAGGGAAGAAUCUACUACAGUACAUAAUGACCAGCCACAUCAUUGUGACUCACUCCACAAAUCAAUGACAUCAAAUCCACAAGCUAUAUCAAAUAUCCUGCCUUUUUUAUUGACACAAUUAGAGAAGUAUUAUUUCUGUCUUUAUUGUUUUCUUUUGUGACCUCCUGAAUGAGUCGUUGUCACAAUCCUGGAGUAAUUUUACUUGGUUGUCCAUUCCUGGGAAGGUUUGCCACUGUUCCUGGUUUUCCCCAUAUGUGGAUAAUUGCUCUGGCAGUAGUUUGUUGGAGCACCAAAGCCUUGGAAAUGGCUUUGUCACCUUUUCCAGACUAAUGGAUUUCAAUCGCUUUUUUCUCAUUUCUUCUUUAAUUUUUUUUUACAACGUGGCAUGAUACAUUGGUUCUUGAAAUCUUGUAGCCUACGUCAUGUUUUUUUCUAAUAGAUUCUAUUUAAGUGAUCACUUGAUGGGCAACACGGUGGAGCAGUUGCAGAGCAUUAGCCUCAAAGUUAUAAGGACAAUGGUCCUCCUGUGUCGAGUUUGCAAGUUCUCCCCGUCAUGCAUGGGUUUUCUCCGGACUCUGCGGUUUCAUCCCCCAUCCUUAAAACAUGCAUUAAUUGGAGACUCUGAAGUGCCGCUCUGUGUGAAUUUGAGUGGAACAGUUGUCUGUCUCCUUGUGCAAUGUGAUUAGCUGGCAACCAGUUCAGGGUGUGCCCUGCCACCUGCCCGAUGACAAAUGGGAUAGGAUCCAGCACUCCUGCAACCCUCGUGAGGAUAAGUAGCUCAGAAAAUGGAUGGAUGGAUGAUUUCUUGAUUUAACAAGAUGGAUGGAUAAUUUAUUGACUUAACAAGGAUGAUGAUAAUGAGGUUUGGGUGUGACUUGUGAAAGAGAACUCACCUUUCCCAAAUUAGUGGUUAGUAACAGUGACUUUGUGAUUUAACGUGGGGCUGGGGGACUCUCUUUUUCACAGACGGUCAGGAAGGUUUGGAUAUUUUUUUGUACCCUAAUAAAUUUGUCAUUUGAAAACUGCUAUUUGUAUUUUCUUGGAUUAAACCUUUGUGUGUGAUAGAUGUGGAAAAAAAAACUCAGGAAGGGGCCAAAUACCUUUUUAUAGCACUGUACACACUGUAUCCACAGUAAUCAACUGUAAUCAAUGAUUACUGAACGUAUUUAACAUACUCUCACUAUAAUAGAUUGAGUGAGUCAGUCCACAUUCUGGAUACCAGCUCUUCCAACUCCUUCCCUCCACUAGGCGCUACCAAAAAAUGUAAACUAAAACUAGCAGAUAUUUCAACAGCUUCUUCCCUCUUGCAAUUAACAUUUUAACCAGUUAAGUUAAUUAUCUACUUAUGUUGUUUAUUUAUUUGUUUUUCCAUUCAUUGAUGUAUUUCUUAUUUUAUUAUCAUUCCAAUCAAUCAUUGUACAAAUGGAAAAAAACAUUUUUACCUUCUUUGCUAAUUUAUUAGUAAGGUUCCCCCAAAUUUUUUAUGUCUGCGCAAACACACAAAGCUCUGAGCGCUCCCUUUGACCACUGUGAGCAAAAUCAGAUGUGUGCACUGUAGUCAGGUCUGUCAUGAUCCUGCCGGUCCUAGCCCUGCAGACGGUCUGGCUUUGCCACAUCGUUGCCAUUGAUGCCUCAUUCCCGCACUUCCUCGACUCUGAUCUCGACUCCCAACGUAACGACCCCUGCCUGUCUCCCGAUCUACCCCGUAAGCCUAACGUCUUUAUCACUGCUGCUCUCGUGGACUGCCUGCCUGGUUACUGACUCUGGACUGAAUAAAGAUGUUUCCUGGAUUGCUUCCACGUUUCCCGAGUCGCGCAUUUGGGUCCAACUUCGUGUUCUGUUUAUGACAGAACCAUCUGGCCAAGACAUGGACACAGCCAACUCAGCUGAGAUCCAUCGCCCCCUACAAAUCCAGGACAGACAACUGGCCGAACAGGAGGCUGCUCUCCAGGUAAUGAAUCAGAGACUACUCAAAAUAUGCACUUGUUUGGAAUCGUGGUUCAUGUCCAGGACCAGCGCUGUCAACGUCAGUCCGACAACACCCACCGCCACUCCAACUCCAGGCCCAUCUGCGCCCGCCUUCCCACUGGUCACAGAUGUCCGGCGGUCAGUGUGCACGCCCCUCUCUCGGCCUGAGCGGUUCUCCGGAAACACUGGUAAUGUUAAGCAUUAAUGUGUAGUACCUACAAGGCCGCGGUAGAUCGCAAGAGGAGGAGGGCACCGACAUACAGGGUAGAACAACGCAUCAGGUUGUCCACAAGGAUCGUUGCACUUCGGACGUAGUCCCGCAAGCUAAUUCCCAGGCUCGUGGGUCAGUUCCCCACCACCAAAGUAAUUAAUCCGCUCGCUGUCUCGCUGAAGCUCCACAAGUCUAUGAGCGUCCAUCCCACGUUGCACAUGAGCUUGCUCCGGCCAUCUCGCCCGCCCGUCUCCGUUAGUCCCUCUGGCCAAGCCCCCCGCAUGGUUGAUGGAGGCUCGGUGCAUCGGCUCCUGUCGUUCCGCCGUAGAGGGAGGUGGACUGGGAGGGAUACGGCCCGAAAGAGCGUUCCUGGAUCCCAUCCCGGUUCGUGGUAGAUCCCAAGCUCAUUAGGGACUUCCACACAUCCCACCCUGGGGCGCCUGGGCCAUCUGGGGCCGGCCGUUAAAGGGGGUGGGGUGGGGGGGCUGUCAUGAUCCUGCCAGUCCUUGCCCUGGCUGUGCAAGUCCCCGACACACCUGCAGUCAUCAAAAGGCGGACACAGUAAUUACCUGCAGUAUUAAUAGCACCCAGCGGACGGUGUGGCUUUGCCAGAUCGUUGCCAUAGAUGUCUUGUUCCCGCACUUCGACUCCCGGUGUACCUGCCCCUGCCUGUCUCCCAAUCUACCCCGUAAGCCUGACAUCUUUAUCACUGCUGCUCUUAUGGAGUGCCUGCCUGGUGACCGACUCCGGACUGAAUAACAAUAUUUCCUGAACUGCCUCCACGUUUCCAGAGUCGUGCAUUUGGGUCCAACUCCGCGUUCUGCUUAUGACAAGGGAAGUGUCAUCCAUUGAAUUUACAUGGCUCGUUAAAAGAUUCAUCCAUGCAUUUUCUGAACCACUUAUCCCCACGAGUGUCGCGGAGUGCUGGUACCUAUCCCAGCUGUUAUCUGGUAGGAGGGCACAUGGAGAGAGACAACAGUCACACUCACCAUCACACCCAGGGGCAAUUUAGAGUCUCCAUUUAAUGCAUGUUUUUGGAUUGUGGGAGGAAACUGGAGUGCCCGGAGAAAACCUAAGCAGGCACGGGGAGAACAUGCAAACUCCACAUAGACGGGACUGGGAUUUUAACCGUAGUCUUCAGAACUGUGAGGCCAACGCUCUAUAAUUGCACCAUCGUUCUACCUUAAAAGAUUCAGAUGACAGCAUUUACAUUCCCAUCAGAACACUUUUAAGAACAAUUUUCUUUUUGCAAAUUUAUCAUGAAUAGGUCAACAAACUUAUGUUCUUUUAACUACACAAAAAAUAUAUUGCUCACCAAACCAAGCCAACUAUAUACUAUAGAUUUGAUAGGCCGCUUCCAACUUUAUCAUUCAUUUUUUUAAAUUCACAAUGAUAUGAUCUGUUUUUGUUUGUAAAACUGUUAUUGCUUGCACAAUAUCUUUUGAAAUGCAUGCCGAAAGCUGAAUGAUGCUCCUAAACAUUUUUAAGGUUGCUAUUUUGCGCCCUAUAUUUAAAAUACAGAAUUAGCUUUUUGUGCAGUGUAUUUUCUGUGCUUUCAUAGAUGUGCCAAGGUGUAAUUUUAACAUGACACACCAUCUCAUCCUGCACUUUAUAUAUCAAAUGUCCUGCCUGCUUUAUUGACACUAUCACAACAGUAUUAUUGUAUAGUCUUUGUGUUCUCUCUCUAACCAAAAAAGAUUUUUCAAACAACCCUUUUGCCAUUGCCAUGAGAUAUAAAUACAUUUGUGUAACUGCAGUUCACGAAAACAAAC
Molecule: messenger RNA, 5856 nt
Organism: Syngnathoides biaculeatus (alligator pipefish)
Lineage: Eukaryota; Metazoa; Chordata; Actinopteri; Syngnathiformes; Syngnathidae
Gene: dapk2a
Product: death-associated protein kinase 2a
Exons: 7
Coding region: 24-1559 (511 amino acids)
Biological process (GO): protein phosphorylation; intracellular signal transduction; positive regulation of apoptotic process
Cellular component (GO): cytoplasm; nucleus
Molecular function (GO): ATP binding; protein serine/threonine kinase activity
Source: RefSeq, a predicted model, not a curated record